GAAAAAAGCUAGGGAAAUCCCAAAAAAAGACUGGUGCGGAAUAAUUUUUCACGUCUUGACUUUUUGAAGUCGCGUUCUCAACCUCAAAACAAACAUUUCCGCGUCUACUUCAAAACGUCAAAUUAAAGAUGGAUGAUACUUGUACUUCGCCGAAUUCAAAUCCAGAUGUUUGUCCAAAUGCAAUAUGUUCUUCAUCAAAUUCAAGCCAAAAAAGAACAUGUAUGCAAUGGAAUAUCGAAAAAGAUAUAAUGAUGAUGAGGGAAGUGGCAGCUUUAGGUGUCUUAAUUCAAAAGCCUGGAAGUAAAGAGCGUGGGCUGCUGUGGCAGCAGGUUUCUGAUUCAUUAAACAAAAACGGUUUCUAUGUUACAAGCAGAGGAGUACGAGAUCGAUUAUCUAAUAUUAUGAAAAAGCAUCGUGCUCAGGCGAACAAGGAAAAAAAACUUUCUGGUGAAGGUGGAAAAGAAAUAACUGAAUAUGAUAUUUUGGUUGAAGAAUUAAUUGAAGUCAGUGAUGACACAGAUGCUCAGAAAGAUGAAAAAUCUCAAGAAAAAAAAAAUGCAGUAGAUGAAGAUCGUGUGAAAGCUAUAGAUAUAAGAAAUACUGCUAUGGAGCGUUAUGGGGAAACAAGGAAACGAAAAGCCCUUAAUAAUGAAGACAAGUCUCCAAAGACAUCUCGCAGAUCAUCAAAUGAUACAUUGAUAUUUUUGCGUGAAAAAAUGGAAGCAGAUAAAGAAAAUAGACGCAUUGAGCGAGAAGAAAGAGCUGAAGCAAGAGCUCUUGCUCAGCAACAACAAAAUAAUAUUCAAAAUAUGUUUAAUCAUAUGUUAGCUCAACAAACAGAAAUAUUAAAAAUGCUAUUAGAAAAAAGAAAUUUGUAAAAAGAAGUUUUUAUUUUUAAUAAACUAAAUUUUUUCUUUUGAACUUAAUUGUUAUGUUAGCAUUUUUUUGGGAAUAAAUAAUUCUUUGUGUGACUAUCUUUUUAUAUUUUAAAGAAUCGUGAAAGUUUAGCAAUAUUUUCAAUA
This is a messenger RNA of Hydra vulgaris (swiftwater hydra), 1022 nucleotides long. RefSeq lists its product as uncharacterized. The record is from RefSeq and is a predicted model, not a curated record. NCBI's taxonomy places the organism in Eukaryota, Metazoa, Cnidaria, Hydrozoa, Anthoathecata, Hydridae.